AUAGGUUUUGGGAAGUUACAGUAGUUAUCUUGUUUAAGCUACUGGCCGAUGUGGCUGCGCCCUGUCGUGUCUUUUUCUAAGCGGGUUUUUCCCGGUGUUUUGUUUGUCUUUUCUUUUUGCGCUCUUGCUGGGGUUUCUCGCCUGGGUUGAAUGCAGUAACUGCAGUUGAUUGCUGUUGAGCUUUUCUGGUAGGAAUUAUUUUUAGGGAAGAGGGGUUUAUUGUGGUAAGUGAAGUGAUUGCUGCUUCUUUGUUGCUCUGUGUUGAUGAGUUUGGUUGGUCCUUGCAAGACUGUCUGUCCUCAAGUCCUGGGGUUUGUCUCGACUUGUAUUGUCUAUAUCAGAGUUGUCGAGGGUGUUCGACAGCGUUGCUACAUAGAACUUUGCUUGCUCUGGACGUGUUCUUCCGACCUGCUCGGGAUCGAAUUCGACUACCGCCGUGAUGUCUGCGGCAAGUGGUGAGAGCCAAUGGAUGUCAGGUGGGAGCACGGAUGGAUCACAGACGGGCAGUUCAGACGGCUCGGGGAGUGAGAACAGUGGUAGCAGUGGAAGCGGUGGAAACGGUGGAAACGGUGGAAGCAGCACAUCCCAAUCUGAAGGAUAUACGUCUCCCGCUGAGUCCACGACUGCCAGCGCGACAACACCAUCAGCAGCCGACUCUUUUCUCACGGCGACUCAAACCGCUACUCCAUCAUCUACAAGAUCCGCAACCGCGACGUCUACCUUGACUUCCUCCGCCAAAAGUACGACCAGCAACACCAAAACCCUCGCAAUCGCCAUCCCCGUCGCUAUCGUAGGCGCCGCCAUCAUCCUCGGACUUCUCUUCUUCCUCCUAAGCCGGAGACGCCGACGCCGUCGAGGCCGAAUCCUCGCCUCGACCUCCCAGGUCGACGUCGUCACCGUUCCCCGACAACCAAUCCUACCCCAACCGCAGCAGCACUCCCCCCGAUCACUCCAAUCGGCUCAAGCAACCCCAUGGGGACUCGGAUCCACAAACAACACCCAUAACAUCCCUUUCACCGGGCCCAUCCCAUACAGCAGCCUCGACCAUCACCCGACUCCAACCGCCCAGUCACGCAGCCUCGAGACAACCGAUAGCCACCACAACCUGACCGCCGGAAUCGACACCACGAUCGAACAACCACCGCCAUACUCCACUCGUCCCGAGCCGGCGGGGACGAGCAUACCAUCCACCACAGUGAUGACGGGCGGCGGCGCUCCGUCCCGACAAUCGUCGAGGCGCGAGCGGCCGACAUCCCCCUUUGACCAUCCUCUGGACGACACGGUCUCGGAGAUAUCCAGGUACAGUCGCGGGCCAUCCCUGGUACAUCGGGCGAGUCUCGACGAAAUCUCGUCCGUGUCGUCAAUGGGUGACGAUGAAAGGCGGCCGGCGAUGCGUCAUUGAUUUUGCGUUUUUUGCGCUUGGAGAGGGGAUAUUUUGGGUUUGGGCGUCAUGUUUAUUUAUAGGCGGGCGUUUUGGGUGCGGUGGAGCUGUUUUCCGCAGCGGGAUUUAGUUGAUUCUGGGACGAGAAAGUAUAUAUUGAGAGCUGGAAUUAUCCGUUCCAAGGCGUCGAAUGUACACAGUGAGAGAUUGUCGGAGAUGUGGUGUGGUGUAUCUGUCCAUACAAUGGAGUCACUACCGCUUUAUACUCGCGAAUUGAGCAGCAAC
Molecule: messenger RNA, 1666 nt
Organism: Aspergillus saccharolyticus JOP 1030-1
Lineage: Eukaryota; Fungi; Ascomycota; Eurotiomycetes; Eurotiales; Aspergillaceae
Exons: 2
Coding region: 440-1402 (320 amino acids)
Source: RefSeq, a predicted model, not a curated record